AAGUCACAUCACAAGACUAGCAGGAUUCUAAAGUUCCUUCUCAGCGGCGCAGUUACUCAGUCGCUCGCGAGCUGGCAUUGCGCGUGUACCACGAAAUUAAUCAAAAGUGAUUUUUCUGGGGCGGUAUUCGGCUGUUAUCAUAUUAAACGAUAAGACCAAGUGCCAGCGAACCAAACUCAACCGCGAAGUAUUGUGUAAAUUAGGCAAUUUUUGUUUUAUCGACCCUUUGGAUAGAGAAACACGAUGCAUCGCGCAAGGACUGCACUGCAGCUAAUCAGCCAUCCUGCCGGGCAGCAGAAUUUUGGCUCGUGGUUGAUUCGAAAUCCUACCUCUAAGUUAAAUGGCGAACUAGUAGCGGCAUCUUCGGUAAAAUUAUACAAUUCGGCAGCAGCCGAACCUUUUCUCAAUGGCUCAUCGUCGAACUAUAUUGACGAUAUGUACAAUGCAUGGCUGAGGGAUCCGGCUUCGGUACAUGCCUCCUGGGAUGCCUAUUUUCGUAAUAACUCGUAUGAAGCUCCCCCAUCGCUAGCGCCAAUACCACGAAACCACAUUCCUGCAUCUCAGUACCUUGGCAGUUCCUUACCCGCUGUGGCUGGUGGCGCUGCUGCCAUCGGUGGUCGCAUCGAUGAUAAAUUGAUCGAUGAUCAUUUGGCCGUACAAGCUAUUAUUCGAAGCUAUCAGAUCCGAGGCCAUAAUAUUGCCAAACUUGACCCGCUAGGAAUCAGUAACGUGGACCUAGACGAUAGAAUUCCAACGGAGUUACUGUAUUCUUCCUACCGUUUCGACAAGCGGAUUCUCAUGACUUUAGGUGAUGACCUUUACCGUACGAUUUUAACGCUGAUUCAACAGGAAGCUGACAUGGAGCGUGUCUUCAAACUUCCGAGUACUACCUUCAUCGGUGGUAAGGAAAAAUUUCUACCGCUCCGUGAAAUCCUAGGUCGGUUGGAACGUGCAUACUGCAACAAGAUCGGUGUUGAGUUCAUGUUCAUUAAUUCGCUCGACCAAUGUAACUGGAUUCGCGAACGUUUUGAAACGCCCAAUAUCAUGACGUACACGAACGAAGAAAAAAGAUUGAUUCUGGCACGAUUAACACGUGCCACUGGUUUUGAGGCGUUCUUAGCGAAAAAGUUCUCUUCGGAAAAGCGCUUUGGUCUCGAGGGAUGCGAAAUUAUGAUUCCAGCGAUGAAGGAAGUGAUUGAUGUGUCUACCAAGCAGGGCGUAGAAUCGAUCAUCAUGGGAAUGCCACAUCGCGGUCGGUUGAACGUGUUGGCUAAUGUAUGCCGCAAACCACUGAAUCAGAUCUUUUCCCAAUUCGCUGGUUUAGAAGCAGCUGAUGAUGGCUCUGGUGAUGUCAAAUACCAUUUAGGGACAUACAUUGAACGGUUGAACCGUGUCACGAACAAAAAUAUUCGUUUGGCUGUUGUUGCCAAUCCAUCCCAUUUGGAAGCUGUUGAUCCAGUGGUGCAGGGUAAGACUCGUGCUGAACAGUUCUACCGUGGUGAUGGUGAAGGCAAGAAGGUAAUGUCCAUCCUGCUCCACGGUGAUGCUGCUUUCUGCGGUCAAGGUGUUGUAUACGAGACAAUGCACUUGUCUGAUCUACCAGACUACACCACUCAUGGAACAAUUCAUAUCGUCGUGAAUAAUCAGAUUGGCUUCACCACUGAUCCUCGCCACUCGCGCUCUUCGCCGUACUGUACAGAUGUUGCACGUGUUGUGAAUGCACCCAUUUUCCACGUAAAUUCAGAUGAUCCAGAAGCAGUCAUGCACGUUUGCAGGGUGGCCGCUGAAUGGCGUACAACCUUCCACAAGGAUGUCGUUAUCGAUUUGGUUAGCUACCGUCGCAACGGACACAAUGAAAUUGAUGAGCCAAUGUUCACUCAGCCACUUAUGUACAAAAAGGUUCGUAGUACCAAGCCGGUUUUGGAUAUCUACGCUAACCAAUUAAUUGCUGAGGGCUGUGUUACUGCAGAAGAAGUUAAGAGUGUUAAGGAUAAAUACGAGAAGAUUUGCGAUGAAGCAUUUGAGCAAGCUAAGAGUGAGACUCAUAUUAAGUACAAGGACUGGCUGGAUUCUCCCUGGUCUGGUUUCUUCGAAGGCAAAGACCCCCUGAAAGUUGCGCCAACUGGAGUUAUUGAGGAGACGUUGAUCCACAUCGGAAAUCGGUUUUCCGCUCCCCCACCAAAUGCUGCUGAAUUUGCUAUUCACAAAGGUUUAAUGCGCGUAAUGUCAGCUCGCAAAGAAAUGGUUGAUAACAAAACGGUUGAUUGGGCUCUGGGAGAAGCUAUGGCAUUUGGAUCGUUAUUAAAAGAAGGUAUUCAUGUACGUCUUUCUGGGCAAGAUGUCGAGCGUGGCACUUUUUCACACAGGCAUCAUGUCCUGCAUCACCAGACUGUUGAUAAAGCUACGUACAGACCGUUGUGCCAUCUUUACCCGGAUCAAGCCCCCUACACUGUCUGUAACAGUUCCUUGUCAGAGUUUGGUGUGCUUGGCUUUGAGCUAGGCUACUCGAUGACCAAUCCGAACGCACUAGUCAUCUGGGAAGCUCAGUUUGGUGACUUCAACAACACCGCCCAGUGUAUAAUAGAUCAGUUUAUUUCUUCUGGUCAAGCCAAAUGGGUUCGGCAAAGUGGUCUCGUCAUGUUAUUACCUCACGGUAUGGAGGGUAUGGGACCGGAACAUUCAUCAGCUCGUGUUGAACGAUUUUUGCAAAUGUGCUCUGAUGAUCCCGACUACUUCCCUCCAGAGUCUGAAGAAUUCGCAAUCCGUCAGUUGCACGAUAUCAAUUGGAUAGUGGCAAAUUGCUCAUCGCCGGCUAACUAUUUCCAUAUUAUGCGACGACAAAUUGCUCUGCCGUUCCGCAAACCGUUGAUUUUGCUCACACCAAAAUCGCUGCUGCGUCAUCCUGAAGCUAAGAGUCCAUUCAGCGAAAUGGUCGAUGGAACCGAGUUUCAGAGAAUCAUCCCCGACGCUUCAGCGGCCUCGCAGAACCCCAGCAAAGUAAAGAAAUUGAUAUUCUGCUCCGGCCGAGUGUACUACGACAUCCUGAAGGCUCGUCGCGAGCGUCAACUCGAAUCCGAAAUUGCGAUUUCUCGAUUGGAACAGAUUUCGCCAUUCCCGUACGAUCUUAUCAAGGCUGAGUGUGCUAAGUACCCGAAUGCUGAACUGGUCUGGGCUCAGGAAGAGCACAAAAAUCAAGGUUACUGGACAUACGUUGAACCACGCUUCGACACUGCGAUCAACUCGACUCGUGACCUCAGUGUGCAAGACAAGUUUGUGCUGCAGAAAUCAGCCCAAGGAUUCAAUAUUUCCCAAGGCUCCUUCAAUACACCAUCUGACGAUAUCCCGAAAGGUCGCAAAGUGAAAAUCUCAUCGAGGCCACUUAGCUACGUAGGACGACAUUGUGCAGCAUCAACGGCCACCGGUUCCAAGGCACAGCACACGAAGGAAUUGAAGAAUCUGCUGGAUCACGCCAUGGCCUUGUAAACACAUCCUUUCUUCCCUUCUGAUACGAUCCACACACGUCUAUCUAAUAUCUAGCUCUAUUCCUACUGGUAGUCACGACUAGUAGUGCGUGUAAAGCAGUUUUAAAAGUGCUACUAAAGAAACUCUUUUGUUUAUAAGAUAGGUAUUUAUUCAAAUAUAAAAGUACAGUAGAAAUAAUGUUUGAUCCAAUCUGAACCGAGAAAGUUAUUUAUUUUGAAUAAACAAAACCAGUAAGAAUGAAUCAAACAAGUUUAAUGUCUUUUUAGGCACUAAGCUUCAAUGGCUAACUUUGUAUGUAAAACAAUUAACUUUAGAGCGCUAGUUCGUAGUAAGAAGUACGUAAUAGUACACUUCAAACAGAAUUUUUUGAAACAAUGCACACUAACAAAACGAUAUGGCUCUGGCGAAGCAAGCCCCGCAAAUCAUACAAUGAUACGUUCAACAGCUAAGGUUUUGAACACCCAAUAUUUAUAUAUCCUAGCGAACAUCAUGAAAGCAAAAGCUAAACUGUAAUGAAGCUGCAGUACAGUCAAAGAUUUACUCUCUCUCUCAGAUGAUAAAAGCUUGUUUAUGAUAUUUAAGUGUUAUCCACAUUAAAUUAGUAUGUGCUAAUGCCUUUUUUAUGUUGAACAAUACUUUUGGUAUUCAGAACCCAAAUUGUGCAAAGUUACUACUUAGAUCUAAAACAGGCAGGCAGACAAAUCAGUUUCCAUUACAUCAACAGUAAUACAUAAGCUCAGUAUCAAACAAACUGUGUACCCAGUUUCAUAUUCCUACUGAUUAUUAUUUUCAGUCAAAAUUUUCAUUCAAUCCAACUUUGAAAAUUUUUUGAUAUACAUUAUUCUUGGAUUGAUUGUUGUGAGGCAAUACGUUCAUUAGCUGUAAUAAAUUAUUUUGUUGACAGACUGCAUCGCGUAUUAGUCGAUUAACUAUUUCGUUAAACGUUGUAUUCUAUUCGUCAACUAUACCGAUUUUUUGCAUGGUCGGUAUAGAGCGAUUAUCUAGGAGCUGAAAAUUGAUUAUAACAAAAUAAAAUGUUUAAAUCAUGGUUGCCGAAAAGAAAAGUAUUUUUAAAACGCAAUUUGUAUAUCACAUUUUCUUUUUUGUUAUUAUUUUACCACAAGUGCUGUAUCUUUUUCAAACACAUUUUCUCAUUGAAUCUCCUAUAUGAUAGACAUUAAAAAUGUGAGCUACUCUGUAGAAGAAUUGAGUACCUAGUAUUUGUUGUGUAAUGGAGUCAGGAAGAACAUCAUAUGUUGUACAUACAAAGUAUCUAACCAAAAUAGUUGCUUUCACUUGUACAUUGAUGGAAAUACACUGAAUCAAAAGUUAUUCCUUAGUAACAAAUGUCUAUAUUUUGAGACAAACACUUACACUGUUAGUAUAUCGCACUGCACAAUAUUGUUGUUAUAUAACUACAUAGUGAACCGCACCAAGAAUAAAGUGAUAUUACGUGCAAACCAAA
Messenger RNA from Wyeomyia smithii (pitcher-plant mosquito), 4948 nucleotides. It is a transcript of the gene Nc73EF, whose product is annotated as 2-oxoglutarate dehydrogenase complex component E1. The transcript has 12 exons. The record is from RefSeq and is a predicted model, not a curated record. Gene Ontology annotation, biological process: tricarboxylic acid cycle. Gene Ontology annotation, molecular function: thiamine pyrophosphate binding; oxoglutarate dehydrogenase (succinyl-transferring) activity. NCBI's taxonomy places the organism in Eukaryota, Metazoa, Arthropoda, Insecta, Diptera, Culicidae. Bases 244 to 3483 code for a protein of 1079 amino acids. Gene Ontology annotation, cellular component: oxoglutarate dehydrogenase complex; mitochondrion.